Trichoderma reesei QM6a is the source of this 756-nucleotide messenger RNA. RefSeq lists its product as uncharacterized. NCBI's taxonomy places the organism in Eukaryota, Fungi, Ascomycota, Sordariomycetes, Hypocreales, Hypocreaceae. Gene Ontology annotation, biological process: protein targeting to vacuole; ubiquitin-dependent protein catabolic process via the multivesicular body sorting pathway; protein targeting to membrane. Bases 1 to 756 code for a protein of 251 amino acids. The transcript is spliced from 3 exons. The record is from RefSeq and is a predicted model, not a curated record. Gene Ontology annotation, cellular component: ESCRT I complex.
AUGUCCAGCUUCCCACCAGACUCCCACGCCCCAACGCCCCCGAUCCUCCCCCCGAAACCAAGCAGCCAGGAGCCCAGCCGCAUCGGCACCCCAACCUCGGGCGCGCCUCCGCCGCCGCCGUCCUCCCUCUCCGAAGCGGGGCAGCACACAACCCGAGCGGCCGAGAUUCCUGAUCCGGGCGACCAGUGGCUGCCGCAGGUCGUCCAAGACAAGUCAAAACAAGACAUCGCCGACAUCCUCUCCAGCCCAUCCCUCCUCAACGCCCUCACCAACAGCCCACAAGCCAUCCACCCCUCCCUGCGCGCCUCCCACGCGGCCCUCUCCUCGGCCCUCUCCUCCAACAUCGACCUCGCGACCCGCCUCCUCGAGUCCGAAGCCCGCCUCGCCCGCCAGCGCUCCGCCACCCAGGCCCAGCUCCUCUCCAUGCACGCCCUCGAGCGCCAGUGGCGCCAGAAGCAGACGGACAUGGACACGGCCCUCGCCCGCUUCAGCCCCGCCGCCCUCUACCAGCUGCUCGCGCAGAGCGUCCAGGAGCAGGCCGCCGUGUGCCACGCCCUGGAGGAGAGCUUCCUGGAGGACAACAACGCCGCCGUUGACCACGGGAGGGGGGACAAGACGACGGCGACGGCGACGGCAACGGGCGAGAGGGAGGCGGCGGACUGGAUACGUCGGUAUAGGGAGGCAAAGGUGCAGUUUUAUCUGAGGCAGGAGAGGAAGGAGAGGUGGGAUGAGGGGAGGGUUGGGGGGUGGAGGUGA